UCAAGAUCCUUAGAGUAUCAAAAGCCUUUCGCAACAUAGUUUACACUCCAACUCUCUGGCGUGAAACUAUUAUUUACAAUACAAGAGGUUUCGGAAAUGAAGCGUUGGAAUUAUUAAAGAGAGUACAUUCAUUAGACGCUAGAGCAAGUGAGCUGGAUGACGAAUUUGUUAGAAAGUUGGUCACGGGGCUGCCUGGUCAGUCACUAAGAGUAUUAGAUUUAUCGGUUAACGACAUAACUGAUAAAACAGUAUUUUAUAUAGGCAAUAAUUGUCCAAACCUUCAAAAAUUAUUCUUAGAAGGUUGCGAAGAAAUAACCAAUAUCAAACCUUUAAUUCACCUUUCCACUCAUUUAAACACUUUAAUACUUUCAUACUGUAGUGAAUUAUUGGAUUCUACAAUUGUUGAUCUAGUUUCUCCUGUUCUUGGUGAAAAUCUGUCAAAACUGGAUUUAGAUGGAUGUCACAGAUUAACUGAUGUUAGUAUAUAUAGAAUAUCCUGUUAUUUGAAAAAUUUGGAAUAUCUAGCGAUCGACGGUCAAGGAAUAAACGAUGAUCCUAUAAUUAAUGUGUUUAGGAAUUGCAGAAAGUUGAAUUUAUUUUCAAUGUCUUUUUGUGAUUCCUUAACUGACAAGUGUUUACAUGAUAUU
This is a messenger RNA of Racocetra persica, 647 nucleotides long. NCBI's taxonomy places the organism in Eukaryota, Fungi, Glomeromycota, Glomeromycetes, Diversisporales, Gigasporaceae. The record is from the annotation of a GenBank genome assembly.